Messenger RNA from Oncorhynchus mykiss (rainbow trout), 1238 nucleotides. NCBI's taxonomy places the organism in Eukaryota, Metazoa, Chordata, Actinopteri, Salmoniformes, Salmonidae. The record is from RefSeq and is a predicted model, not a curated record.
AAAUACAGGUGUGCCAAGUUUGUAGUGUCAUACCCAAGAAGACUCUGGACUGUAAUCACUGCCAAAUGUGCUUCAAGAAAGUACUGAGUAAAUGGUCUGAAUACUUUCUGGAUGCACUGUAUCUAGACAUUAGAUGUAGAAGCUCUGACAGUAAGUUAAGCAAUAAACAGCUCAAUUAAUAGGCCUCCUACACAGUAAUGUUUUAUUUUUUUAUGUACACAAAUUAAGCAAAUUUCACUUAAUAAUUAAUGCAACUUUAUUCCAUCAGUGGGUCAUAUGUGUCAUUUCAAUAGCUUCCUGUCAUGGAGUGGAGCCCUUGUCAAUUCCCUUUUGUCUCUUAUCACCCAGAAUUGCACUGCAUUGACAGGGUAUUCCAAUGGAGCACCUACAGCUGCCUCGGGCCAAGCAAGAAGAAGCUGUACCAGGCCAUAGCGGCAGGAAAGACCUCUGCCGAGGGGGAUCACUCAGAGGCCCAGUGCUGCUCAGAGGGAGAGCAGUUUCAGGAAAGACCUGCAGUGGAUGCUGUUCAACAAAUGUGGUCUGGUGGAUCUAUGGAUGGCAGGUCACCUACCACAGCCCCCUCAGUGUUUCCAUGGAGACCAUAGUCCAGACAGCGAUGGACAGGGGCUACACAGUACAGGGGGAGAUGUUCUCAGGUAAUGCUUUAGCCAUCUGUGCUGCAUACACUGAACAACAGCAGCGCUGUACUGUAUUAGUGAGGCUAGUGUGUGUGCUUUAUCCGGGGUUACAGCACCCUGGCUUCCCACCCUGUCUGCACUCAACUCUCCCAACUUGGUCCCCAGCUGCUGACUGGGCAUUCUGGGACCUCAAGCACCGCUUCACCACUGCUCCCAUAUUGGUUCAUCCUGAUCUGUCACGUCAGUUCAUGGUGGAGACCGAUGCUUCGGGAGUGGGGGCUGUCCUGUCCCAGGAUUUUGCCCUGGACCCCAAGUUACAUCCCUGUGGCUUCUCCCAUUGCCUAAAUGCCAGGAGAGGAACUACGAUGUGGGGAAUUGUGAGCUUCUCGCAGUGAAGAUGGUGUUGGAGGAGUGGAGACACUGGUUGGAGGGGGCGGAACAUCCGUUCAUUGUGUGGGCGGACCACAAGAACAUGCUGAGCGCUUGUUGGCUGUGUUUCCUUCACUCUGAGGUCAGGUGAUUGUAGAGACUAGGUCAUCUGAUGCAGCACUCCAUCACUUUCCUUCUUGGUCAAAUAGGCCUUACACAGGCUGCAGGUGU